Thermothelomyces thermophilus ATCC 42464 is the source of this 1368-nucleotide messenger RNA. RefSeq lists its product as uncharacterized. Gene Ontology annotation, cellular component: nucleoplasm; cytoplasm. The record is from RefSeq and is a predicted model, not a curated record. Gene Ontology annotation, biological process: protein dephosphorylation; regulation of ERK1 and ERK2 cascade; negative regulation of SCF-dependent proteasomal ubiquitin-dependent catabolic process. Bases 32 to 1153 code for a protein of 373 amino acids. NCBI's taxonomy places the organism in Eukaryota, Fungi, Ascomycota, Sordariomycetes, Sordariales, Chaetomiaceae. The transcript has a single exon. Gene Ontology annotation, molecular function: protein tyrosine/serine/threonine phosphatase activity; F-box domain binding.
UUUUUUUUUUGGUUCACUUAUUCGGUCCACGAUGGAUGGCCCAACACCAACCCUCAAGGAGAGCAUAGCUCCCUCCUUCCAGUCCACUGUCUUCCCAACAGCUCCCUACUCUUCGCGCCCUCCCUCGCCGCCAUACAUCCACGUUCCACCACCCAUGCAUUCCAGCCUCAGCCUGGGCAGCAGUUCAAAGCACGACCGCAACGGCGCGGGCACUCUAGAGGAGGAGGACGACCCCAAUCACGACAGCGACGUCCUCAUGACCAUCCGCCCCUCCCCCUCCGCCGUCCACACGGCCGGCCUCACGCAGCAAGAGCUGUACACCGUCACCCAGGGCCUCCUGCCGCAGUCGGCCCGCGACGGCUCCUCCACAUGGGUCUACGAGUCGCGCCGCCAGGCCCAGCAGGUCCUGUCGUACCUGUACCUCGGCCCGGCCAGCGCCGUCAAGGACCGGGCCUUCCUGGAGCGCGAGGGCAUCACGAUGGUGCUGUGCGCGCGCGACGCCCGCUUCGCCACGGGCACGGGCGGCGAGGGCAUGCUCGUCAGCGGGGUGCGCCGGGCCGUCGAGGGGAUGGGCGUCGAGGUGGAGGGCAUCGACGUCGCCGACGGGCGGGAGCUGGUCGGCGCGUUCCCCGUCGCGGCCGCCAAGGUGAACCAGCACCUGCUCGCGGUGGCCGCCGCCCGGGAGGGGGUUGGCGCCGGCGCCGGCGCCGGCGCCGAGAGGCCCGGCAGGGUGCUGGUCGUGUGCGAGACGGGCAACGACCGGUCCGCGGCCGUGGUGGCGGCGUACCUGAUGGCCAUGUACGGGCUCGACACGGUGCAGGCGGUGCAGUUCAUGCAGCUGAAGCGCUUCUGCGUCGCCCUCGGGGACGACUUCAGGUUUCAGCUCCAGACGUACGGCGACAUACUCCGGGCGAGGGGCGACGUCGGGGCAACCGGGGGGCAGCAUCAUCAUCACCAGCAGCAGCAGCAGCAGCAGGGCCCGGCCCAGCCGGGAGAGGCUGGUAACAGGGCGCCCGGGACCGCUGCCAAGCGGAGGAUCGAGCAGACCAUGGGAGAGACGGACGAGGGAGGGGAGGGCGACAUGUCGAUGGAGAUAGAUGACGAGCGGUACGAGGGUAGAAGCUUCGCGCCGUUUGUGGAUCGCAGCUAUUGAUGGAGGGCACGGCAUGAGUGGGCUGGAGUUGUUGGGAUGAAUGGCAAGGGUGAUUUGGUAUUAUCGCGACUGGGGAUUGAUAUCUGCUCAUCAUCAUUUUCUUGUUUGGAGGCGGGAGCCGCAGAUUGAGCGGCCGAGUUGGCGGGCGUUGGCUCUUUUCUUUUUUUUUUUUCUUGACUUAUACCCCCGAUCAAGCAAGCCUCUUUAGGGCUGUG